AUGCCGGAAGCUGUGGGAAUCAGAUGGAAUUCGCGGGAAUUCCUAGGAAUUUCUACCGAUUCCGUCUCGGACACAAUUUCGGAAUUAGGUGGAGGAGUUCCGGAAUUAGUUAAAGAAAUUCCGGAAUUACUUGGAGGAAUUUGGGAAUUAGGUUGGAGGGAUUCCGGAAUUGGUGGAACUGAUUCCGCCGGCGGAACUGGUUCCGGAAUGUGCAACAUUGCGGAAUAG
Messenger RNA from Rotaria sp. Silwood2, 228 nucleotides. The record is from the annotation of a GenBank genome assembly. Lineage: Eukaryota; Metazoa; Rotifera; Eurotatoria; Philodinida; Philodinidae.